AUGAAGGGUCUACACGUGAUCAUUCCCUCAACUCUGACGGAGGAAGAAGAGGAACUGAAAAAAAGUUGUUCGAAAAAAAUUCAAAAAAACUUUGUGAGUUUUAUCUUUGUUCUCUUAAUCUAGCUGGAUUUUUAGAAAAGAAUGAUUCACGACAAGAAAAAAAGUUUUUCCCGGUGAUCAGCGACAAAACAAAAAGGAACCAAAAAGAGGUUCAGUUUUUUUAAUUACAGGAAAUAUUUUUUUCAUGAUGCUUUUUUUCGAUAUGGAAAAAGCGCUUUUUAAAUUUUUUUGAUUUGUAUUAUUUUGAGAAUACUUUCAAAUCGCGCCUACUUGAAUAUAUUAGAAAAAAACAUAAAGAACUGUUUUCUUUUUCAAACUUUGACGGUUUUUUCAGUGAAUCACGAUCCUGACGCAGCGGCGGAGGAACUUCGAAAAAAAGUUAUGUGUGGAUCGUUCACACUGCAGAAGAAAAAUGAGAAGAGCACUUUCAAACGAUCUCGAGGCUCAGAUACGAGAACUUCUUUGAACAGUUCCCAGGUCGGAGAAGACGGAGAAAUCUUCGACGAUCCGUCCCCUUGGUCACCUUCGCCUUGUCAGUUCCGACUAUUCCAAACAUUUCUGAAAUGUAGCAAAUUUCAGCAAACCUAGCCGAUUCGGAUAUAACCAGAGUGCGGCACAAUGCUCUAUGUGUACGAGGGAUCGACCUCCAGGUUCGAGUUUUCGAAAAAAAGAUUGGAAAGUUUGAAGAAAAGAGCCAUUUAUAUUAUCUGCUGUAAUUUUUUUAUUUUUCUAAUUUUUUCAUUAUGAACUUUAAAACUGUAUCGGCGUAUGAAUGGGCUAUCACAAACUUCUUUUCAUUCAUAGCCCGAUUUUUUUUGAAUAUAUCAAGUAUCAAAAUAUCGAUCUAAUCACUAUUUUUCAAAUAAAUAAAACGAUUAUCAAUGAACUCUUCUUAUUCUGCAUCAACGCAAAUUUUUAGUUUAAUGCAAAAAAAAAAGUUCAAACCAAAAAUUCAGACUUAACUUACUCUGUUUUUCACGCAAGUCGUACAAGGAGGAAAAUAUCAAAAUAUCCUCCUUUCAAAAAUUUUGAGCUCUAAGUCUGUUAAAUUCGUUUUUUCAGUCUGAUAUGCUCCGCAACGCCUUCACUAAAUACGGAAAGAUAAUGUCCAUCAAUGUCGACAACAAUCAUAGGUACAUUUUUGUUUCAGAUCUCUCAAAAAUGAGAAAAUUUCAGAAGUGCAGUUGUCCAUUUCGCCAAAGCCUCCGAUGCCGAAUAUGCAAUGAGAAAAGUUUAAAUCUUCAUUUUCCCCCAAAUCAGAAAUUCUCUCAGAUGAACGGACAAAUGCUCAACGGCAUCACAAUUCGAGUGACAGUAGACAGAUCCCACGAAAGCCGUCCGACAAGGUUCAUUCCGCCCCAACCGAUCCAGACCGAACCUGCGAGCUCAUCUUCGAAGUGA
Caenorhabditis auriculariae is the source of this 1461-nucleotide messenger RNA. The record is from the annotation of a GenBank genome assembly. Lineage: Eukaryota; Metazoa; Nematoda; Chromadorea; Rhabditida; Rhabditidae.